GUCUACAGAUGGAAAUUAUCAGACCGUUAGUGGCGUAGAAUAAAGUGGAAAAAUCCAUGGAAAAGUCCAAACUAACAACGAGAUAAUUUCCUUUGGAGUUUGCUCACUGUUGUCAUGUUGAAAAAGAUUAACAGAUAACGUUGACACAACAGGAUUUAUUUUUAUAUUGGAUACAUCUUCAGUAUUUGUCAUCUCUUGAAGACUAAAUGGAAAUGGUACACCUGACAGAUAUAACCCUACUACUAUUACUGUGAAAUAUUUGCUCUGAACUGAGAUAAAAAAAAAAACAUUUCCCUACUUCAUUGUCUGGUGCCUUUGCCUAUUAAUUAAACUUAAAUACAUUUUUGAAGGUGUUUGCAGCACCUUUUUUUAUAUUUGAAUGAAAAUCACAGCUGAUAGUGGAUUGGGUUUUUAUAUUCUUUGUAAAAAUGUCAAAAAUGUUGAGAGAUACAUCAUAUCACUGUGAAAUCUGUGGUAAAUUUUUCUCUAAAGGUAUUUCCUUAACAAGACACAUACGUAUUCAUACAGGAGAGAAACCAUUUCAUUGUGAUAUCUGUGGUAAAUCAUUCUCUGAAAAUAGUGUCUUAACUAUACACAAACGUAUUCAUACAGGGGAGAAGCCAUAUCAUUGUGAAAUUUGUGAUCAGUCAUUCUCUCAACGUACCAACUUAAGUAGACACGAACGUUUUCAUUCAGGAGAGAAACCAUAUCACUGUGAUAUCUGUGGUAAAUCAUUCUCUCGAAGUAGUGACUUACAUAAACACACACGUAUUCAUACAGGAGAAAAACCUUUCCACUGCAAUAUGUGUGGUAAAUCAUUCUCUCAAAAUAGUGUCUUAACUACUCACAAACGUAUUCAUACAGGAGAAAGACCAUAUCACUGUGACAUCUGCAGUAAAUCAUUCUCUGAAAGUGCUAAGUUAAGUAGACAUAAACGUAUUCAUACAGGAGAGAAACCAUAUCACUGUGAUUUCUGUGGUAAAUCAUUCUCUGGAAGUAAUGAUUUAAGGAAACACAUAUGUAUGCAUACAGGAGAGAAACCAUAUCAUUGUGAUAUCUGUGGUAAAUCAUUCUCUCAUAAUACUGUUUUAACUAACCACAAGCGAAUUCAUACAGGAGAGAAGCCAUAUCACUGUGGUAUCUGUGGUAAGUCAUUCUCUGGAAAUAGUGACUUAACUAAGCACAUACGUAUGCAUACAGGUGAGAAACCAUUUCGCUGCGAUGUCUGUGGUAAAUCAUUCUCUGGAAGUAGUGACUUAACUAGACACAAGCGAAUUCAUAUAGGGGAGAAGCCAUAUUACUGUGAUAUCUGUAGUAAAUCAUUCUCUCAAAGGGCUAACCUAACCAAACACAUACGUAUCCAUACUGGAGAGAAACCAUUUCACUGUGAUAUCUGUAGUAAAUCAUUCUCAGGAAGUGGUGACUUAAUCAAUCAUAAUCGUAUUCAUACAGGGGAGAAACCAUAUUUAUGUGAUAUCUGUGGUAAAUCAUUUGCUCAAAAGUGCAACUUAACUUCUCAUAUAUCCAUCCAUACAAAAGUGUGGAUAACACUUCCAGACCGAAAUCUUGAUGUGUUAUUUCUGAAAAAAAAAAAAAAGCACCCAAACUUGACUGUUACAUGUAAUGUUACAUGGAAAAAUUUGAGCAAGAGAAAUAAUACUGGAGGCCUACACUGGCAGGCUGCACUCAUCUAUCUUGAUGACAUCAUUGUAUUUGGUCGAACAUUUGAUCAGAUACUGGAGAAGUUAUUGGAGGUAUUUAAGAAGUUUCGAGCUGCAAACCUCAAGUUGAACCUGAAGAAAUGCUGUCUGUUCCAGAAGAAAGUAAGAUACCUGGAACAUGUUGUGGGUGAAGAUGGUGUCCAUACUAACCCAGAGAAGGUGGCAGCCGUGGGAGAUUGGCCAGUUCCUACUUGUGGAAGCGAGUUGAAGAGAUUCCUAGGACUGUGCACCUAUGACAGGUGCUUUGUAAAGGACUUUGUGACGGUGGCUGCACCGUUUUACAAGCUGCUGGGAAAGAGCCAAAAGUUUGAAUGGACUGCCAUGACACGGAACGCUUUUGACAAACUCAAACAGGCGCUAAUAAGUUCUCCUGUAUUGCCAUACCAGGACCCAAGCCAGCCUUUUAAAAUGGAUUGUGACACCAGUAGCCAUGUUAUCUGUGGAAUACUGUCUCAGAGGGAGGGUGACAAAGAAUAUGUGGUGGCAAUGUCAAAAAAUUUACAAGAGAAACCAUUUUAUUGUGAAAUCUGUGGUAAAUCAUUUUUACGAAAAAAUGACUUAAUUAAACACGUACGUAUUCACACAGGUGAGAAACCAUUUCACUGCGAUAUUUGUGGUAGAUCAUUUUCUGUAAGUAGUUCCUUAACUAUUCACAAACAUAUUCAUACAGGAGAGAAGCCACAUCACUGUGAUAUCUGUGGUAAAUCAUUCUCUGAAUGCGCUAAAUUAAGUAGACAUAAACGUAUUCAUACAGGAGAGAAACCAUUUCAUUGCAAUAUCUGUGGUAAAUCGUUCUCUCAAAAUUCUGGUUUAACUACUCACAAACAUAUUCAUACUGGAGAAAAACCAUAUCAUUGUGAUAUCUGUGGUAAAUCAUUCUCUAAAAGUAGUGGUGUAACUAGACACAAACUUAUUCAUACAGGAGAAAAACCAUAUCGGUGUGAUAUCUGCGGUAAAUCAUUCUCUACAAAUAGUGACUUAACUGAACACAUACGUAUGCACACAGGGGAGAAACCAUUUCACUGUGAUAUUUGUGGUAAAUCAUUCUCUCGAAGAAGUGUGUUAACUACUCACAAACGCAUUCAUACAGGAGAGAAACCAUAUCAGUGUGAUGUCUGUGGUAAAUCAUUCUCUCAGAAAACUGUUUUAACUCAUCACAAACGUAUACAUACAGGGGAGAAGCCAUAUCACUGUCGUAUCUGUGGUAAACCAUUCUUUCGAAAUAGUGACUUGACUAAACAUGUACGUAUGCAUACAGGAGAGAAACCAUAUCAGUGUAACACUUGUGGUAAAUCGUUCUCUGCAAGUAGUGACUUAACUAAACAUGUACGUUUUCAUACAGGAGAGAAGCCAUAUCACUGUCGUAUCUGUGGUAAAUCAUUCUUUCGAAAUAGUGACUUAACUAAACAUGUGCAUAGGCAUACAGGAGAGAAACCAUUUCACUGUGAUAUCUGUGGUAAAUCAUUCUCUGAAAAUAGUGGCUUAACUCAACACGAACAUAUGCAUACAGGAGAGAAACUGUAUCAAUGUCAUAUGUGUGAUAAAUCAUUCUUGCGAAAUAGUGGCUUAACUAAGCAUGUGCGUAUACAUGCAGGAGAGAAACUAUUUCAUUGUGAUAUUUGUAAAAAGUCAUUCAUAGAAAGUAAUGGAUUAAGUAGACAUAAACGUAUUCAUACAGGAGAGAAACCAUUUCGCUGUGAUAUCUGUGGUAAAUUAUUCUCUGAAAAUAGUGGCUUAACUAAGCACAAGCGUAUGCAUACUGGAGAGAAGCCAUAUCAGUGUGAUAUUUGUAGUAAAUCAUUCUCUCAAAAUAGUGUCUUAACGAACCACAAACGUAUUCAUACAGGGGAGAAACCAUAUCACUGUGAUAUCUGUGGUAAAUCAUUCUCUCAAAAUAGUAACUUUACUCAACAUAUGCGUAUACAUACAGGAGAGAAAACAUUUUGCUGUGAUAUCUGUGGUAAGUCAUUUGCUGAUAAUUGUGGCUUAAUUAAACAUGUAUGUAUGCGAACAGGGGAGAAACCAUUUCUCUCUGAUACCUGUGGUAAAUCUUUCUCUUGAAGUUGAGACUUAUCUACACACAAUCAUAUUCAGUCAAGGUAGAAACCAUGUGACUGUGAUGUCUGUAGUAAAUCAUUCUCUCAAAGGACUCACUUAACUAAACACAUAUGCAUUCAUGCAGGGGAGAAAUCAUUUCAUUCUGAUGUGUCUGCGAUAAAAGAUUCUCUGGAUGUGGUGAAUUAAUUAACCAGAUUUAUAUUUUUAUAGGAAAAUCCAUUUGCACAAAAACGCAACUCAACUUCACAUAUAUCUUUCUGUACAAAAAUGUGACUUUUUGUUUGUCAGAAUUGAUUACUACUCACAAUAACAACCAACAUUGUAUGACCAUUUACAUUGCUAAAUCAUGAACUAGACUUGUGGACUGAACAGUAAUCAAUGAAACCAUGACAAACUAUAUUCUCACCAUGGUUCUCUUUUUGAGGUAGUGUUUUACAGCCAGAUGCCCUCUUGCAUGAGAUACAUGUGGCUUAUUUGGACACAUGCUCUUUGUUAAGCUUCGUUUUAUUUAAAAAAUAACUUGUAUCACCACAAAUGUAUUUAAACUGGACAGAAGACAUAGCAGUGUUAUAGGAAGCUGCUGUGACUAUAUAUUUUAUCAUCACAAUUACCUCUACAGUGCUGAGAUAAGAUUGUGAUAUUUUGAAUAAAAGCAUAAUAUAUAUUCCAUAUUUUCCUGGGACAGAAAAGAUACAAUUGAUAUUAUAUGAUAGAGAUAAAUAACUGAUAAAUGUAUUCCUCAGAGAUCAGUAAUAACAUCACUGGACAGUUGUAAUGUUGCCAAUAAUGAAUUGUAAAGGAAAAUUAUUCAUUAUACCAUAAUAGAAUAUAUGAAUAAAGUUGAAUCACUGGCGAUUUUUUUUUUUUUCUUUUUUCCCCCGUCUCCCUUUUUUAUUAGACUUUCUUCUGUCUCUGACAAAGAGCUUUGCUCGAAAUGUAAAAGCACCUUUCUUUCCUUCCCUGAGCGUCUGCUAAUACUUUACAUGUACCACAUCCUUGCGUUGUUAUUUUGUUGUGUUCUUCGUUUUUUUAGAUUUACUAUAUAUAUGAGAAUUGACACAAUUACCUGCCGCGCAUAUAUUCUAUUAAUAUACAUAUUUUAAGAGUUCCGCAUAACAGGAGACAACUUUAAAAUUUUCAUAGUAUGUUUUAGAAAACACUCCUAAAGUCCCUUCAAAAGGUAAUGGGCUCUCAGUGAUUUUUUUUUAAAUGUAGAAUUGAUGAAAAAUAAGUAUUGGUUUCAAAUUUUGGCACAAGGCUAGCAACUUCGUGGGAAGAGGUAAGUCGAUUGCAUUGACCUCAGUACUCAACUGUACAUAUUUUAUCGACCCCGAAAGGAUGAAAGGGAAAGUCGAGCUCUGCAGAAUUUGAAACCAGGACGUAAAGACGGACGAGAGGUGUGGCUGUGGUAAGAAGUUUGCUUCAGAAUAACAUGGCUUGAGGUUCAGUCCCAUUGAAUGACGCACCUUGGGUAAGUGUCUUCUACUAUAACUUCGAGCAGACCAAAGCCUUAUGAGUGGAUUUGGUAGACGGUAACAGAAAGAAGGCCGUACAUCUACAACACACACACACACACGUUUGUUUGUCCCCACUCACCACUUGACAAAUGGUGUUUGUUUACAUUUCUGUAACUUAGCGGUUCGGUAAAAAUAGAAAGAAUAAGUACUGAAGUAAAUUUGUUCGACUAAAACCCUUGGAAGGCGAGCCCUCAUCAUGGCCGCAAUGCAGUAACCGAAACAAGUGAUAAGGAGCAAUUAACGGGAAAUUAUUCCCAAAUAAAAGUAAGUGGAGUGAUCUCCCCUACAUGAGUAAUUC
Molecule: messenger RNA, 5594 nt
Organism: Octopus bimaculoides (California two-spot octopus)
Lineage: Eukaryota; Metazoa; Mollusca; Cephalopoda; Octopoda; Octopodidae
Biological process (GO): regulation of transcription by RNA polymerase II
Molecular function (GO): RNA polymerase II cis-regulatory region sequence-specific DNA binding; DNA-binding transcription factor activity
Source: RefSeq, a predicted model, not a curated record